CACACAGGGCAUUUUUUCAGGCUGCGCCGCAACACAAGCGAACGCACCUCGGGCAACUCGGGACGUACAAGGACUUUAUUUUUUUAUUAUUAUCACACCAACAUGGACCUGCAUCGGACCAGUGUUUUCAACCAAAUGGAUUAUGCUCGGGACUCUAAUAAAGAGGGGAAAGCGUCCCAGCAGACGGAGGAGCGGCUCGACAGCGGUCUGGACUCCCUGAAGGAGGAGGAGUACCAGGCGGUGGCCGCCGAGAUCCGCGGACUCUCGCUGCAGAGCGAGGAGACGCAGCUGAUUCCCCCCGCGGGGACGCGCACCCCGCCGCAGGAGUGGCAGACGCAGAUCACGGAGGACGGAGACACGCUGCUCCAUUUGGCCAUCAUCCACGAGGCUCGAGACUACAUCAAACGAAUGAUCGACCUGUCUAAGAACACAGACUUCCUCAACACGCACAACGACCUGAGACAGACUCCACUCCACUUAGCUGUAAUAAUCAACCAGCCAGACGUAUGUGACAGCCUCCUCGUGGCCGGCUGUGACCCCACGCUGGUGGACAACAGUGGGGAUACACCCCUGCACAUCGCCUGUCGCCAUGGAAACCUGCAUUGCUUCAGCGUCAUCACACAGAACUGCCGCCCGGAGCAUCUACACACGAUGAUGGCUGCAUGCAACUAUAAUGGUCAAAACUGUCUUCACCUGGCUUCAGUCAAUGGUUUCCUCUCGCUGGUGGAGAACAUGGUGGAUCUUGGAGCUGACGUUAAUGCAAAGGAGCAGCACAACGGUCGCAGUGCGCUGCAUCUCGCCGUGGACCAGCAGAACCUUUCCCUGGUGAAAGUGCUGUUGAAGAAAGGAGCGGAUCCCAACCAGCUGACCUCCGGGGGCCACACCCCCUACCACCUCACCUACGGCUUAGACAACUGCGAAAUCAGGAAAGAACUUUACCCGCUAACCCAUCCCGACCUGAGGGAGCUGACUGAAAGCGAUUCGGAUAGUAGUGAGGAAGAGGAGGAUGACGUCGAGUCUGAGGAGGAUGAGGUGGGUUACGAUGACAUCCAGUGGAAUGGACAUUAGCAGGAAAACGAGAGCGAGGAGGUUACAGAGGCAUGAGCCGCGGCGGCCAUGACGGACGAGAACUGGCUCCAGUACGUGUAUGAUUUCUGCAGUGUCAUGCUAGACGGAUGACGGUGCGGGUGAUGCGGCGAGAGCGCGAGUGCUACUGAAACGAGACGGACAAGCAGCUGCGACGACGGAUCAGAGACUGCAGGAGAGCGGACACGCGUCCCACGUCACGACGGGGACGGCUGCGGACGAGGAUCGCUUGGGUUCUGUGGACACUGUCAAAGAGAGAGGAAGAUAAAGCCCUCAUCCCUGUGGAUGUACCUGUAACAGCUCUGUUGUAUGAUACUGUAAAUGCUGUGUAUACAAAGAUGUAUUUUUUAUGGAAGCUGUGAAUGUGUACAGUUGAGCAGGUUGUAUAUGUGAGACAGCAAACAGUUCCAGCGCACUCCAGUUAAAUUAAAACACUCAUAUUUAACAGUUAAA
Messenger RNA from Cololabis saira (Pacific saury), 1539 nucleotides. It is a transcript of the gene nfkbiab, whose product is annotated as nuclear factor of kappa light polypeptide gene enhancer in B-cells inhibitor, alpha b. Gene Ontology annotation, molecular function: protein binding. Lineage: Eukaryota; Metazoa; Chordata; Actinopteri; Beloniformes; Belonidae. The record is from RefSeq and is a predicted model, not a curated record. The transcript is spliced from 6 exons. The coding region runs from base 103 to 1068 and encodes 321 amino acids.